This is a messenger RNA of Penicillium cinerascens, 5895 nucleotides long. RefSeq names its product proteasome activator BLM10. Gene Ontology annotation, cellular component: cytosol; nucleus. The record is from RefSeq and is a predicted model, not a curated record. Gene Ontology annotation, molecular function: proteasome binding; peptidase activator activity. The transcript is spliced from 3 exons. The coding region runs from base 1 to 5895 and encodes 1964 amino acids. NCBI's taxonomy places the organism in Eukaryota, Fungi, Ascomycota, Eurotiomycetes, Eurotiales, Aspergillaceae. Gene Ontology annotation, biological process: proteasomal ubiquitin-independent protein catabolic process.
AUGGACGCCUCAGCUCCCAAGGCGAUUCUGACGUCCGAUAACUUCGCCCAUGCCUCAGAAAUCUCACGGGCCACCUCUCCCGGUGGUGAGCCUGCUGCCAUGAACGGUGGAGGAGAGCCCAAGGCCCGAGUUCGGCCGCGGACUUAUCCUUACUUUCAAUAUCUUCCAUAUCAAUUAGAAGAUGAAUCAGAGCGAGAUCGCACUUUGCAUGAGAUCUUGAGUCAUCUGUACAUUGCAGUUGAAGCUGGGGACUUUAGCCCUGGAGCUGUUCACUGGACACGCGAGCUUCGAGGAUGGCUAUCGCUGAAGUUCGAUCCGACUCGAAAUGAGCGGAUUAAUCUGGUGAGGCUGUACUAUGAGCUUUCUUUAGCUCCUGGCAUCGAUCCCAGCACCUCUGAGCGGUUUGCGAGCAUGUUCAUGCUUCUCACUAAGCGCAAGCAUUAUUUGAGACCAGUCAAAGAUUUGGUGCUGGACUGGAGGCCUCUUUACAAGGAGCUGAAAGCCUUCGUUCUCCCGACCGAGUCCGGUCUUGUCCACUCGACCAACUUGAAACGAAACGUGAAAACAUUGACAAAGCUGUGCGCAUUUUCUCAGCUUUUCAUCGACCCCUGCGAGUUGCCCGCGAUGUUGGAGGAGUUCCUGCCGCACUACACAACUUCGUUUUCCGAAGGCGCCUUCGUUGUCGCUGGGCUAAUCAAUCUGCUACUCCCAACAUCGCCCCCUCCCGCAGAGCGAGACGAUCUCCUUCCACAGAGCCACCUUCCGACACAGUUCCACCUCUGGUCGCUCGUCGGUCGUUCCAAAACAUUUGACACCACGUACAUUGACUACCUUUCUCGACUCGCCCGAGAUUCACUUCCAGCCGGCCACAUUCCCUUCUCGGAACAUGGUCUCUUCACGAAGGAGCAGUCCUCUCUCAUCUUCACGGCAAUCCUGAGAUUGCUGGAGAUUCCGGUGGGACAGUCCACUUCGCCAUAUAGCGCGCUGGUGGACAUUUCGUCUGGCCUUGGUAUCAUGCUUGACCGCGACACGCGCAAGCAUCCAGUUGCGCACCACAUUGCGCGGUGGAUUGUGAUGUCUCUCUCUCCGGCUUGUCUGGAAUCCGAAGACUCGAUUCUUUCCCAGCUCGAGGGCCUUAUCCAGGCUGUCGAGACAUUCUUCCAUCCUUCAAACUCGGGUAGUUGGACAAAGACCCUCUCGCAGCUAGUAUACUAUCUAACAGAUUUCUUUGUGAUGCGCUGGAAUCGUGAGCAAAGUGGUGAAAUGGAGGUUCCGCCCGAACGCCGACUGAAUGAGCCUCUGAAGCGCCGCUUCGUGCUGUGCCUGAGGGAUGUAAUUUUCAUGGGUAUCUACGCUAAGAGCAGCACUGCCAUGACGUUCUCCUUGUCUACCCUUCAAGGUCUCGCUUACUUGGAGCCGCAUCUCAUUCUUCCCGGUGCCUUGCAGAGAAUCUACCCAUCUCUCCAGGGCCUGGUUGAGGUACAUCGGACAACGUCUUCCCUUCGCGCCAUGCAAGUACUGUCCCGCGUCAUUACUCGAACCAAAGGUUAUCGCUGCCACAUGACCACUCUUCUCGGUCUUGCUCUUCCUGGUAUCGAUGCAAAUGACCUGGAAAAGUCUCUCCAUGCUCUUUCAUUUAUACAAUCCGCCUGUUAUAAUAUUCCCAUGGUCGACUUGACUCAGGGCAGAGAAGAUAUCAAUUGCAACAUGCUUGCACUUCAAUGGAUCACCGGUGAAAUGGAAAGAAUGGAGGAACAAGGAGCUGCUGUACAGUUGAACUACGAUACUGAGCUGGAUGAUGAGACAGAAGAAAUGAUUCUCCGCUCUUCGACAUGUGGUUUCGGGGACUUCACCAUCUCGUUCUUGGGCCGUGUCUUCACACUAUUGGAGAACUUGCCUGACGUCACCCGUGUACGCAACGGUUCUCCGGAAGAAAACAUCGUCAACACGCUCCCAGCUACCUUCAUGCCUCUCCUUGCUUCGCUGUCCCCUGAAUACUACGACAUUGCAUUGUCGAAGAUCGUUGAUUUCGUCUCCAAUCAUGUCAUUCACCAGGCACGCGACGCCAUGGCUUUUAUUUGCAAUGCCUUGUGCAAGGUCAAUCCCGAAAAGGCUCUUAAGCGGUUCAUCCCGGUUCUCACUCAAGCUAUUCGCACCGAGAUCGAGGAGAACGGUGCUGGUUCCACCAGAACUACGGGAACAGAUGUCUUGCCCCGUGACCGUGGACUGGUCUGGAACGUUAGCAUGCUGAGUAUGUGCGUGGUGCAUGUUGGCGAUGCAGUGCUUGCUCAUCGUCAAGAGCUGUUCGACAUCGCAGUGUACAUGCAACAGAAGUGUCGCGGCAUUCCUACCGUCCACAUCUCCAACUUCAUUCAUCACCUCCUGCUCAACCUAACCGGGACAUACACCAAUGAUUAUUCUCUCUACGAGAAGGAAGAUAUUGAAGGAGGCAUUCAGCCGAAGCACUGGAGUUACAGAGCCGAUGUGUGCAAUCUCCACAUUAAGUGGCAUGUGCCCAAACGGGAAGAGCUGGAGUUUGCUGUGGCCAUCUUCAAGAAUCAAGCGGAGGGGGCUUUGAAGCAUCUGUCCGGAUUAACUCAUGAGACAUCCAGCGUCAAACGAGAUGGAAGUGGAAAAGACUGGUCUGAUGAAGUCACGCGAAACCUUGUGCUCCUGCGACUGCUUCUUUCCGGUAUAUCGGUGCUCUUUGAUCCGAAGGCCGCCUCACGAAACUCUCCCGAAGUCUCGAGCGGCGCAUCUGCCGCAUCAAACGAGGUUGGGAUGGUCGAUGACUCGGCCCUCUCGAACGGUGUAAGCGAUGACGAGUCGGCCCUUGACAGCUCGGAUGAGGCGGCGAUCAGAGAAAGCUACCCGUAUCCUACUGGAUAUCCUCUUGAGGAGGGUGAUCCCUUGUUUACCGAGAUCCACGCCAUUCGUGAGCGAGCGGGCUGGGUCUUGCACGAGACCCACCGAUUCCUGAGUGACCAUCAAGAAGACGAUGUGCCCUGCUUCGGAGCACUGUACUCGGCUUUCCGCUCUUACUUUGUCGAUGUUGGCAUUGAACGGUCUGCCCAUGUCCUGGAUCGUGUGACGCGUCUCCUGGCGGCAGACAUCCACCCUUACAAGAUGAGCGGCAUCCGAAAAGACUACCCACGAGCGUUGCUUGUGCGUAGGGCCAAUGUCUAUCACCUGCAACGCUUGCGACACAAUGCAGCACCGCGACCUCGAUCUAAGCUUGACGAGAUUCUUCUCUAUGACCUUGCCGAGUCCUGCGUCUCGCUGUACACCGAGACACGGCGCAAUGCUCAGAAUGCUGGAGAGUCUGCACUAAAGUCUGUCUGGGGUGCCCGAACUCUUGUCAUUGCUCCUCUCCUCAAGGCCCUGCAAAAAGGCGUGAAGGAAAACGACCAUGCGCGUAUUAAGGGCGCACUGUUCUCGUUGCUUCUCAGUAGUGUCGCGAGAACUGUCGGACGGAACUGGAAGUACACACCAACUUUGAUCCGCACUUUCAUCGAUGCUAGUGCUGUUGACAGACCGUCUGUGCAAAAGAUCUGCUCUAGUGCUGUCUUCCAGAUCAUGGACUACGGUCGUGCCAUGGAACGGAUGGCUAUUUUGGAUCGUGAAAUCGUGGAAGCAAUUGCACCCGGUCAAGAUGUCAGUGACCAGAUCGAGCAGAAGCGAAAGGCCAUCAACACCAAGCGCGCUACAAUUGAAAAGAAAAAGACCGACCUGGCUGAAGAGCUGGUGAAUCUUGCUCGAGUCUCGCAUUGGAAAAUCGCCAGCCGUGCCGCGACCAUUGUCAUCACCAUGGGUCUUCGCUUCGACUACAUUGCCAGUGAGAACCUGAUUGAGCUGGUGACCUCAGGCUCGAUCGAUGAUCAUCCAGGCUUGCGCGGCAUGUACUCCCAGGCACUCAUUGCGCUUUUCACCAUGAUUGAUGUCCGUGCCAUCUGCAGUCACGAAUACAAAAAUUACAUCCUGGGCCAUCAGCGCUUCCCUUCGAAGAUCAAGGUGGCUACCCGGCCUUAUGAGAAAGAUUGGACACAAGAAUAUCUGGCCAGCUUCGCCAAACCUGAAGCUGAAUACUAUGUUGAUCAUGAUUUCCCUGGCUGGCUGGUAUGGGGCAAGACGAUGCCUGCCUAUAAGUCAAACGUGGAUCGUGACAUUGUGUAUGACGAAUUGGAGUGGAAUGUCCGUACUCAGAUGGGCAAAAUGUUUACUCGGGAGUGGUUCUCCAAAUUCUUCAUGUACCUGAAGCAGGAGCCAAGGGAUCCUUCCGCCGACAAGUUCCGCAUGUCCUGCGCCAUGAUGCUUCUGUAUGCCUUUGAGCUCAUGCUUCGGGAUGGCUUGACCGCCGCCACGUUCAAGGACAUUCAGGAAGAGAUCCAGAGCGUGUACGAGGAUGGCAGUGAUAAGCAUCAGCAUCGUGCAACGGCAGAGAUUCUUGGAGCAUUGAUCAGUUCCGUGACUGAUACCAGUGUCGAGCGGCGAGCUAUGGUAUGGGAGUAUGCAUUCCCCAUUGUCCGGAAGAUCUUCACCGAUGGUCUUACCCCUGAGAACUCGGGCUACUGGACAACUUUCCUACACAUGAUCUUGCAGUGUCGCGAUCCCCGCCGAGCCUGGCCUUUGGUGGACUGGCUCGCCAGCUUCCGUCUAGACAUGUCGACCAACGCGGCCUUCAAGGAAAGUUCCAAAAUCAAUCUCCUGCACCAGUGCAUCAUUGAUGCCGGUUGGCACUUCCAGCUUGAGAAGCCAAUUGUGAAUGACUUCCUCGCACAUUUGGACCACCCGUACAAGGGAGUGCGAGAAGCAAUGGGUCAAACUCUUGCGACAAUCUACCGCACAAGAUACCACGAGUCAUACCCUGAUCUCCAACACCUUCUGGAUGCCCAAAAGGCCUCUUCAUCUGUUGGUACUUAUCCCUACAUGCCUUCCACGGAAUUCUCACAGAUCGUUCGCGGAGUUUUCAACCAGAUCGAAGAGUGGCGGCAAGCCCGAGUUCCAGGCCAACAGACUCCUUCGUCCUACACCUCCGGUAGCAAAACUGUUCUUCUCUGGCUGGAUUCGACUUUGUCCUCUCAUGAAUGCACCCAGCUCGUUCCCUUCUUCCCCGAUGUGUUCACCGCACAGCUUCUGCAUAUGAUGGACGUCAAGGAAGAUCCAGAGCUGCAGUCGCUCGCAUACCACGUUUUCCGCCAUCUCCCCAACAUCCCCUACCCCGCCGAGAAGAACUCCGAGUUCAUUCAGUCCCUCAUUCGCAUAGGGCAGACAUCGCCGUCAUGGCAUCAGCGCCUCCGUGUGAUGAUCAACAUCCAAAUUAUCUACUUCCGCAGACUCUUUCUGCUGGAGCCCGCAGAUCGCGACAAGCUCUUCGAGUGCAUUGCCUCUAUGCUCGAAGAUUCACAGCAUGAAGUCCGUGUCGGAGCGUCAGCCACGCUCUCCGGGAUGGUCCGCUGUUCGCCCAUUUUCCUUCGUGAAAAGAUGGUCAAGCGCUUCCAGGAGCGCUUCACCAAGGUCCUGGCAGAUAACCCUCUCCCAAAGAAGCCUAAGAAUUUCCGAUCGGGGCUUUCCUCCGCAGUUUCUUCAGGCGCCGGUACUCCAACUCCCGAGCACAACCGACUGAUCAUUGCCCGUCACGGUGCAGUGCUAGGUCUUGGAGCACUUAUUCAGGCUUUCCCGUACAACAGCCCUCCACCCCACUGGAUGCCCGAGGCCUUGACUACACUGAGCACCCGCGCCGCCAAUGACCCCGGCGUUGUCGGAUCCAGCGUGAAGUCAAUCAUUAGCGAGUUCAAGAAGACGAGACAGGAUACCUGGCACAUUGAUGCAAAGGCUUUCACACAGGACCAGCUGGAGGAUCUGUCGGGUGUUCUUUGGAAGAGCUACUUUGCUUAA